Molecule: messenger RNA, 1750 nt
Organism: Tricharina praecox
Lineage: Eukaryota; Fungi; Ascomycota; Pezizomycetes; Pezizales; Pyronemataceae
Product: FK506-binding protein
Exons: 5
Coding region: 107-1525 (472 amino acids)
Cellular component (GO): chromatin; nucleolus
Molecular function (GO): macrolide binding; peptidyl-prolyl cis-trans isomerase activity
Source: RefSeq, a predicted model, not a curated record
CAUCACCUUCAACCUCUUCCUCUCCCUCCUCCCUCCGCACCUCACCCUCUCUCCAUUCCCAAAUACCACCCUUCACUUCAUACUCCCCUCAAUUACGAUCGCUACAAUGUCUGCCGGUGUUCAGUCCGUUGCUUUCUGGGGCCUCCAGGUCCCCGCCGGUGAUGAGCCCACCAUCGCCGCGUCUGAAAUCCCUGGCGUUCACAUGUUCCGUCUUACAAUGGCUGCCAUUGACCCCAGUGCGAAGCCACUUGACGAGACCAAGCCCAAGCGCGCCACCUUGAAGAUCAUCCGCCGUCCUCUUGACCUCGAUGACUAUGAGGAUGAGGACGAGGAGGACGAAGAAGAUGAUGAGGAAGACGACGAGGAGGAGCAGGCCCAGCUCCAGCACACUUCCAAGAAGUUGAGGGAGGCCGACAAGGCCAUCAAGAAGGCCCUCAAGGCCGCCGAGCAGAAUGCUAUGGAGGUUGACGCCAAGGAGGAUGACAGCGACGACGAUGAGGAUUCCGAGGGUGGUUUCGAGACUGAGGAGUUCGUCAUCUGCACCUUGGACACCGAGAGAACUUACCAGCAGCCCCUCGACAUCAUCAUCGGCGAGGAUGAGGAGGUCUUCUUCAAGGUUGAUGGUAACUACGACAUCUCCCUUUCCGGAAACUACAUCAUUCCUCUCAACGAGAACGAUGACGAGGAGAGCUACUCGGACGAGGAGGAGAGCGAGGGCGAGGAGGAUUACGAUCUUUCUCCCGAUGAGGAAGAGCUCAUGAACCUCAUUGGAGGAGGAGCUGAGUCUGAGGAUGAGCUUGACGACGUUGAGGAGCCGCGCAUCACCGAGGUCGAAUCCGAGGAGGACAAGACCCCCAAGAAGAAGGCGACCGAGAAGGUAGCCGAGAAGAAGCUCGGCAAGGCCGAGAAGAAGGGUAACAAGCGUGCUGCCGAGGAGGACGAGGCCAAGCCCGAGGAGCCCAAGCUCUCCAAGAAGCAGCUGAAGAAGCUGAAGGCUAAUGACGGAAAGGCCGUUGCUGCCACCAACGACACUCCCGAGUCCAAGAAAAAGGUCCAGUUUGCAAAGCCUAUCGAACAGGGCCCCACUAACGGCAAGAAGGACGCCAAACAGACUCCCGAGAAGCCCGCGACUAAGCAGACCCCCGAGAAGAAGGUUGCCGAGAAGAAGCCCGAGGCUGCUGCUCCUACCACCAGGGUUGUCCAGGGCAUCACUGUCGAGGACAAGACCGUCGGUACCGGAGCUGUCUGCAAGAAGGGCAACAAGCUUGGUAUGCGUUACAUCGGAAAGCUGAACGAUAAGAACGGCAAGGUCUUCGACAAGAACACCCAGGGCAAGCCUUUCACCUUCCGCCUCGGUAAGGGCGAGGUCAUCAAGGGUUGGGACAUCGGUCUCGUCGGCAUGAGGGUCGGUGGCGAGCGUCGCAUCACCAUCCCCGCCAGCAUGGGCUACGGAAACAAGGCGAUCCCCGGCAUCCCCGCCAACUCUACCCUGUGCUUCGAUGUCAAACUCCUUGAGGUCAAAUAAAUGAUCGGCGCAUCUUCCCUAAUCUAAUAGUGCUGCUGUGAUUUUGUAUAAAAAGUGUCUUCUGGUUGUUUUGCGAUUUCUUUCUACAUUGUGUGCAAGUGUCUCUGUUUUACGAGAAUCUGUGGAACAAACGAAACGAUGAUGGGUUCAAAUUAUUCGGAUCAUAUGCUCGUGAUACUCUGUGCCAGAAAUUGUGAUCAAAGAAACUGAUUACUUAGAUUUUAC